This is a messenger RNA of Chrysoperla carnea, 557 nucleotides long. Its product is annotated as lysozyme-like. NCBI's taxonomy places the organism in Eukaryota, Metazoa, Arthropoda, Insecta, Neuroptera, Chrysopidae. Gene Ontology annotation, molecular function: lysozyme activity. Bases 64 to 504 code for a protein of 146 amino acids. The transcript has 3 exons. The record is from RefSeq and is a predicted model, not a curated record.
AGUCGAGAUUUAUUAGUCAAGUCAAGAAUACGUUAUAUCAAAAUAUAAAAGUUAGUAAGCAAAAUGUACAAUUUUACAAAAGUGUUUGUAUUGUUAGCCUUGGUUGUUCUAUUCAAUAAUCAAGUUGUAACUGGUAAAAAAUUCAAAAGUGAGUGUGCUAUUGCUAAAGAAUUGCUCAAGCAUGGAUUUCCAAAAGACCAAUUGAAUGAUUGGGUGUGCUUAGUAAUGAGUGAAAGCAGUGGUAAUACAAGGGCUAUUAAUAAGGCUAAUGCUGAUGGGAGUAUUGAUCAUGGACUAUUUCAAAUUAAUGAUCGUUAUUGGUGUGAACAUGGAAAAAAAGGCAAAGAAUGUAAUGUAAAUUGCAAAGAUUUAUUAAAGGCUAAUAUUAGCAAAGCAGCCAAAUGUGCCAAAAAAAUAUAUGGCGUGCAUGGUUUCAACGCAUGGGUUGGAUGGAAAAAUAAGUGCCAAGGUGGUAAUGCUAAAUCUGUACAGCAUUGUGUCUAACCUGAUAACGGUUAUGGAGACAAAAAUUUCUUUUGAUGCGAAAAGAGUUAAUA